AACCGGUUAUAAGAAGAGAUAUGCGUCAUCACCUUCAGUCUAAAUGGAUAGAUCUUAAAUAUGCUAUUGAUUUUCAAAACAAUGAAUCACAGGACAUUUUAAGAACUAUCUCAUAUAUUUCUCGAAAAGAGAAAGCCCAUUUAAUAAUAUCUGCCCAGAGUGGUUAUACAAGCAACAGAUGCCAACAUUUUGGUGCAUACACACAAAAUAACCUCCACCCAUUUACUAGUUCAAAUACUGCAAGCUCUCAUAAUACCACACAUCAAGAAUGCGUUAACACUUUACUUCGCAAUCUUGGCCCAUUAUCAACCUCUGUCAAUGAAUUUGUACGAAAAUUCUAUAGAAAUUUAAAUGAAAAACUAGAGAAGUUGGUGUGGGGUCCCUUUGCACCUCGAUCUUUUAGAAUCUUCCUGAUGAUCGCUAUUAAUUACAAUACAACUAGCGAUUACCAUUGGGAUGAACAUGACGAACCAAAUAGUUUAUGCUAUUUGGUCACCCUUAGAGAAUUUGAGGGAGGAGAAUUAUGUUUCCCUCAACUCCAGAUCGUCGUACCGCUUCAGCCUGGACAAGAUGGGAUUGAGAAAAAUGCUGAUGGGCAUGAUGUUCUUUUUAUUAAAUAUCAAAAUCUCAAUAAUGCUCAAGGUUUGAAUUCCCAAACUAUGUUUUUUAAACCGAAAAAAAGACAAAUAACAAUUCCUCCCUCAUCGACGGAUUGUAGAAGGGGUCAUAUUUCUUUGGUAUACGCUAGACAUGGGUUGAGGGCAGAAGAUCUGUUUCUAGAUUUAUAG
Racocetra persica is the source of this 788-nucleotide messenger RNA. Lineage: Eukaryota; Fungi; Glomeromycota; Glomeromycetes; Diversisporales; Gigasporaceae. The record is from the annotation of a GenBank genome assembly.